AUGAGUCACCCUAAGCCUCAACCUAGUUCCUGGCUUCCCACCACUCAAGGCCGACUGCUCUUAGGUAAGUCUACCUAACUCCCUUGACUUUCAUCCUAGACCUGGUUUCCUACCUUUCGAUUCUUAUGGGUGCCUUCUCUCCCCCGCUAGUCUCUACCUCCGUCCUAGACUCCUUCCUCCCCAAGUCAACUACAAACAAGCCUAUUACUGUUCUAAAUCUCUUCGUAUUCCAAUGUCCGAAAACUAUAUCCUAA
This is a messenger RNA of Spirometra erinaceieuropaei, 254 nucleotides long. The record is from the annotation of a GenBank genome assembly. Lineage: Eukaryota; Metazoa; Platyhelminthes; Cestoda; Diphyllobothriidea; Diphyllobothriidae.